Messenger RNA from Hemibagrus wyckioides, 4090 nucleotides. RefSeq names its product sterol 26-hydroxylase, mitochondrial. The transcript has 9 exons. Gene Ontology annotation, molecular function: iron ion binding; monooxygenase activity; heme binding. Lineage: Eukaryota; Metazoa; Chordata; Actinopteri; Siluriformes; Bagridae. Bases 257 to 1846 code for a protein of 529 amino acids. Gene Ontology annotation, cellular component: mitochondrial inner membrane. Gene Ontology annotation, biological process: cortisol metabolic process; cholesterol metabolic process; cellular response to peptide hormone stimulus. The record is from RefSeq and is a predicted model, not a curated record.
AAUCAUAACGCAGACAUUGUGUGGAGAAUAUUAGAGAGGUAUUCAGUUGCUUUGUAGGCGUGUUGCUUCGUAGCAAAGUGUACAGAUAGGGACAUAACCCAGAUGUCUGUGAAUAGACCUUUGCUCAGUAUUAGGGCUCGGGCUUUUAGAGAAAGGUUACUCGCGUUCAUCUGAUCCAAACAAGAGGCCAUUACGGGGCGACGGGCAGUCAGGAAAAGUACACGGGGAAUAUAACUAACUGUGGAGAGGCGCAGAAAUGUUUUGUAAAUCGCUGGGAAGAAGUGGACUGCUUGCAUAUAAGCAAGAUGUUCCCACUGGACUGAAAUGCGUAACCGCCACGUGUGUGAAUGCGGGAGUCGCGAGACAGCACAACUCGUCCACUGUAAUGGGCAGCACCAGCAAACUGAAGACGAUGGACGACUUGCGCGGCCCCAGCUUUCUAACAUCUCUCUACUGGUUUUUUGGCAAAGGCUACUUUCCGAUCACCCACCAAUUGCAGAUUGAGCACAGCAAAAUCUAUGGUCCUCUGUGGAAGUCCAAGUAUGGGCCAUUAGUGGUCGUGAAUGUGGCAAGAGCAGACCUCAUAGAGCAGGUCCUGAGACAAGAGGGUCGUUACCCCAUUCGAGCUAACAUGCUCCACUGGAGAGGAUACCGGGAGCUACGCAACCAGGCCCAUGGUCCUCUCACAGGAUUAGGGGCAGAAUGGCAACACAUCAGAAGUAUCUUGAACCCUCGCAUGUUGAAGCCAAAACAUGUGUCAGGUUACACUAACGCCAUCAACGGAGUGGUAAAAGACUUCAUAGAGAAGGUGGCUUGGCUAAGGGCAACGAAAGGCAACGGUGUAAUGGUGCCUGACGUUGCUGGAGAACUCUACAAGUUUGCAUUCGAAGGGAUAUGCUCUGUGGUAUUUGAGACCCGAUUGGGUUGUCUGGAUGAGGUGAUCCCUAAGGACACUGAGAGGUUCAUCUUUUCUGUGGGAGAAAUGUUCCGCCUUUCCCCCAUCAUUGAACUUUUCCCGAAGUUUCUGUGGCCCUACAUGCCCUUUUGGAAGCACUUUGUAAACGUAUGGGAUCAUCUGUUCCAAGUUGCUGAAGAUCUAGUAACGAAGAAAAUAGCAGAGAUUGAAGAAAAGGGGAAGAAAGAUCUGCCAGUAGAUGGUGAGUAUCUCACUCACCUGCUGAUCAGUGAGCAGAUGUCCCCCACCGAGGUGCUGGGAAGCAUCACUGAGCUGCUGCUGGCUGGAGUCGACACUACAUCCAACACAAUUUCCUGGGCUCUGUAUCUUUUGGCACAAGAUCCAGAAGCCCAGCAGAAGCUCUACGAUGAAGUAAUCAGUGUUUGCCCAGGUGACAAGAUGACUUCCAGUGAAGACAUUGUCAAAAUGCCUUUUCUGAAGGCUGUGAUUAGAGAGACACUUCGGUUAUACCCUGUGGUGCCAGGGAAUGCUCGAAUUAUUGCUGAAAAAGAAGUAGUGGUGGGCGGUUACCUCUUGCCUAAAAAUACUCUGUUCCACUUGUGCCACUAUGCUGUGUCCUACGAUGAGAACAUUUUCCCGGAGCCCCACACCUUUUCACCACAGCGCUGGCUGCGAAAAGAUAAGCAGUUAAACCAGCACCCAUUUGGGUCUGUGCCCUUUGGGUUUGGUAUCCGUGCAUGCUUGGGAAGAAGAGUAGCUGAACUGGAAAUGUAUCUCGUCCUGUCCCAGUUAAUUAAACACUAUGAAGUGCGACCAGAUCCUACAGGAAAGACUGUCAAACCAAUUACCAGAACUCUGAUGGCCCCAGCCACAUCGGUUGACCUUCAGUUUAUCGACAGGAAGAAGACCCCAGCUAUAGCUGCUGCCUGAUAAUGCGCAAACAAUCUCCUUAAAACUAUUAGCAGUCUUUGGACCACUGUUUUAGACUUAUGAGAGUAGAACUGUACAUCGCAGGUGUAUAGGGAAAUGAAUGCACUAGGAACUGGGUGUAAUUUUAUUAUUUAAAUAACAUAUGCAUUUAACUUGAGUUAACCUAAUUUACCAGUUGGCAGAACCAGUUCUAAAUCUUUGAUGAUGUUUUAAACAAAUAUUUUGAAACGUUAUAUUUUAAUUAUAAUCUGUCCUUGCACUUCUAGAUAUUUUGUGAAUUGUAUAAAACUGAAUUUUAAUCAGGAUCAUUAAUCAUAGUUUAUAUAACCCUUACAUAAAAUAUGCUAUAAUAAUAUUCUAUAUUAUUUGAUAUAUGAUACAUAUUAAGUAGAACAUUGAUCAUGAUAAGGAGAUUUUACAGUUUUCAGUGAGCAACACCAUGGAACAUUUAGGGUCUGGUGGUUGCAUAAAAAACAACAAGCACCGGUUCUUUUCCAUCUGUAGAACACUGUAAAAAAACAUCUUGUAAAAAAACGGUCAAAUCACUGGUAGCAGUGGCUGCCAAACAAAAACCGUAAAAUUAAAGUAAAAUACGUUCAUUCAAAUAAAGUGCAAAAACAAUCAUUCUACAUACAUUUUUCUUAAAUAUUUUACAGGAAAAACACUGUAAUUUUACAGAUGUUUCCUUUAUUAUUAUAUGAUCUCAAAUUGACGCCAAAAAAUUAUGUCAAAAAACAAGUCAAAAAAGCAAAUCAAAUUGACGUCAACAUAUUGAGGUCUUAUUUUGAACACCAAAAUAAUGGAACAAAAGUAAGAAAUAUUUUAUCAGGCCCUUUUGGACACUUUGUUAGUCCAAACAGAUCAAUGUUCUAUACCAGCUUUAUUCCUAACUAGGGUCACAGGGGUCUGCUAGAGCCUAUCCCACCCUGCCAGUCCAUCACAGGGUCACACAUAUAGACAGACAACCACACACUUACUUUUGUGUGAGUAUUCCAACCAACCUAACAUACAUGUCAAACCCGGGAUCCAAACCCAGGACUUUCUUGCUGUGAGGCAACAAUGCUAACCACUAAGCCACCGUGCUGCCCGUGAGACCAAGCCUUAAAAACCGAAAUUAAAAUGACCCCAAAAUUAACAUUACCCUUUUGACAUUACAAAACCAGCUUCAGAUGCCAAAUGCCUUAUAAGAAAAAGUGCUAAACAGCUGAAUUAUUGAUCAAUGUGAUGUCAAACAUUUUAUAUUCAUAUAUUUAAAAAAAAAACUUUAAGUUUUAAAACUUUAAAAAAACAUGUGUUGGUGUAAUGACAAAAGUUAACUAAAUUUCUUUUUAGAAUUACAGAGUUUGAAUGUAGAAAUACCCAUACAACACAUACACAUACAAAUGAGUUUUACUGUAAAAUGAAGGUGGGAAAUGUUAAAAUGUUAUUAUGGGCAUAAACAUUUAAUAUAAUAAGCUACCUGUUUAAUUACAAUUUAUUAUUGUAAUUUGAUGUAAAUUGCUAUGUAAUUUAAGAUAACAGAAAAAAUACAGUUAAAAUAAUACAGUAUUUUUUUGUAAAAAAAAAAAAGAGAAUUACUGUAAUUUUUCAUCAAUGGUAUAAUCCUUAAAAUUGCAGUCAAUUUGUUAAUUUAGAGAUAAUAUUGGUCAUUUUACUAGUUUUUAAAUAUAAUUUUAAAUAACGGGAAACUAUUGUAAAAAAAAAAAAUUAGUUAUUUUCUGUAAAAUUAGGAUUUUUUUUUUUACAGUGAAGAUUAGUGCCAAAAAACAUGAAGAAUCUUACAGUGCCUUUAAUAAAAAUCCCAGAUUCACAUAUUUUUGUACUAUACUGUGAUUGUAUGCUUGGUUUGACAGGUAGCUUUAAGAGGAAUAAUUGUGUUUGUUUAAAAGUGCAGAUAUUUCUUCUUUUAUAAUUUUGUUCCAUUCGUCUAGCUAGCUAUGAUGAUUUAUGCCUAGUGGUUAAGUAAUGUUUGUGUCUUGAACAGAUCUAAACAACAAAUGUAGAUAAGAUCUUAAACUGAUAAUUAUAAUUGUAAGAAUUGUUCAGUGAAAGGAUCAUACUGAAAUAUUGUUUCAGCGCCUUAUUUUUUCAAGAGGUAUGCUUGUUUGUGAGCAAAAGUAUGAAUAGUAUGAAUAAUUGAGAUCGCAUCAAUUAUUGGUGGACUACUACCUAAACCUAUCAUUCAAGUUACAUACUGAUAGCUCAGUGUUAAUCCUGACAUUUGCCUGCCAAAAGCUUAGAGGG